CUCAAGUUCACGUUUGGUUGCAGCAGAGACUCGUUAAUACUGUUGGGUCUUUCUGUGUUGGCUUGAUUGUUUGUGUGUCAUUAGGAAACAACAAUAAAGAUGGGGGCAGAACAGAGUAUCCUGGAAAAGAAUGGCUACACACCAGAUAAAAAAACAAUUAAGGACAAUUCUGUUGUUGCCACAAAGGGAGGUGAGAAAUUUCUCAUAAAAAAGAUCACAUCACAUCAGACAUCUGGAAGUGCAGACCUCGAAUCAGAGAUAGAAAUCCUCAAGACAAUAAGCCAUCCUCAUAUUGUGAGCUGCAAGAACUCUUUUAAAGUUAACAACGCUCACUAUGUGGUGAUGAACUAUUGUGAGGGAGGGAGUCUUGCUGCACAGAUCAGAGAGGGUCAGCCCAGUCAACCCCACCAUGAGUCUCAGGUACUGAGCUGGAUUGUUGAGAUCUGUAUGGCCUUGAAAACCAUUCAUGAUAAAGGGUUGAUUCACAAAAAUCUGAAGCCAGAGAACAUAUCCCUCACUGAAUUUGGAACUGUGUGCUUGGGAGAUUUUGGAAAAAUCAACGAAAAUUGCUCAACGAGCACACAAUCUACCACAAACCAAACAAUAAACUGUCUGGCACCAGAAGUCUUCACAGAAGGGACCUAUGACGCUAAAAGUGACAUUUGGUCACUGGGAUGCCUACUCUAUGAGCUCUGUACUCUGAAACCAGCGUCCUCAGCAGAGACUCCAACCAAGCUCAUUCCCAAGAUAAUUGGUGGUCGUCUCCCAUCUCUCACAGAGCCAUUCUCACCAGAACUUUGUGAGCUUUUGAACAAUAUGUUGAGUAGAAACCCUCAAUCAAGACCAACAGCCAGUGAGAUCCUGGAGCGUCCUAUUAUGAUAAACUGUCUUUCAGAAAAGUGUAAAUCAACUGUGGAGAAACUCCAGAAAAAGCUGGGAGACCUCAGGGGUCUGGCUGAUGGUUUGGAGCGUGUGCAUCAAGGCACCACCAUUGGCAGCUUGGCAGGAGGAGUGAUUGGGGCGGCAGGAGGGAUAACAUCCAUAGUGGGCCUGAUACUGGCCCCCUUCACUUUGGGAGCCUCUCUUAUUGUCACUGGAAUUGGAAUAGGGGUGGGAGUACUUGGUGGGGUCACUGCUGGUGCCUCGAAUAUCACUAAUAUGGUCAACCAGUCUGCUGAUCGCAAGGCUGUUCGAUGCAUCAUUAAAGAGUUUGAGGAGAAAAUUAAUGCAGUUGUCAUUUGGCUCCAGGAGCUUUUGGGCAUUUUACAGACAAUCAGGAGCAGAUUUGGCACAUUUGACACUGAGUUCAAUAAAGACAACUUGUUCAGGAUUGGCUCAAGAGCUGGUAAGGGUUUAGGUGGCAUUGCUGAACUGGUCCGACUUGCUCAAGUGAUGAAUAUUGGCAGGAUUGCUGCACAAGCAUCCAGAGCAGUACGUGUGGCAGAGGUGGCAACAGGUGUGUUUUCGGCUUUAUUUGUGGCAGUGGAUAUUUUCUUCAUUGCCAUGGAUGCAAAGGAAAUACACCACAUUAGACAGGCACAAGCAGCAGAGGACACAGGUGGAAGUAGCUCUGAGUCAGAGUCUUCUCAAAAUACAACUCCAGUCAGAUCUGAGGUCAUGAAAUUUGUCCUAUCAAUCAGGCAGGCAGCAGACAACGUGCAGAAAGUCUUGGAUGAGCUGAAAGGCAUCAUCUCAUCUAUCCCAUCAGUCCAGGAUGAGUCAAGUUGGACAAAUAUGGCGUUGAUGAACAUAUCUCUCACUGAAUUUGGAACUGUGUGCUUGGGAGAUUUUGGAAAAAUCAACGAAAAUUGCUCAACGAGCACACAAUUGACCACAAACCACACAAUAAACUGUCUGGCACCAGAAGUCUUCAUAGAGGGGACCAAUGACGAUAAAAGUGACAUUUGGUCACUGGGAUGCCUAAUCUAUGAGCUCUGUACUCUGAAACCAGCGUUCUCAGCAGAGACUCCAACCAAGCUCAUUCCCAAGAUAAUUGGUGGUCGUCUCCCAUCUCUCACAGAGCCAUUCUCACCAGAACUUUGUGAGCUUUUGAACGAUAUGUUAAGUAGAAACCCUCAAUCAAGACCAACAGCCAAUGAGAUCCUGCAUUGUCCUAUUAUGAUAAAUUGUCUUUCAGAAAAGUGCAAAUCAACUGUGGAGACACUCCAGAAAAAGCUGGGAGACCUCAGGGGUCUGGCUGAUGGUUUGGAGCGUGUGCAUCAAGGCGCCACCAUUGGCAGCUUGGCAGGAGGAGUGAUUGGGGCGGCAGGAGGGAUAACAUCUCUAGUGGGCCUGGUACUGGCCCCCUUCACUUUGGGAACCUCUCUUAUUGUCACUGGAGUUGGGGUAGGGGUGGGAGUACUUGGUGGGGUCACUGCUGGUGCCUCGAAUAUCACAAAGAUGGUCACCCAGUCUGCUGAUCGCAAGGCUGUUCGAUGUAUCAUUAAAGAAUUUGAGGAGAAAAUUAAUGCAGUUGUCAUUUGGCACCAGGAGCUUAUGGGCAUUUUACAUACAAUCAGGAAUAGAUUUGGCGCUGAGCCACGCCAGUUAAAUGAAAACAACUUGCUCAGGCUUAAUGCUGGCAUCAGGGCAGGUAGGGGUUUAGUUGGCAUUGCUGAACUGGCCCGACUUGCUCAAGUGAUGAAUGUUGGCAAGAUCGCAGCACAAGCAUCCAGAGUAGUACGUGUGGCAGAGUUGGCAACAGGUGUGUUUUCAGGUUUAUUUGUGGCAGUGGAUAUUUUCUUCAUUGCCAUGGAUGCAAAAGAAAUACAUCACAUUAAACAGGCACAAGCAGCAGAGGACACAGGUGCGAGUAGCUCUGAGUCCGAGUCUUCUCAAAAUACAACUCCAGUCAGAUCUGAGGUCAUGAAAUUUGUCCGAUCAAUCAGGCAGGCAGAAGAAGACUUGCAGAAAGUUUUGGAUGAGCUGAAAGGCAUCAUCUCAUCUAUCCCAUCAUUUCAGGAUGAGGGAGAGUUAUGUUGGACAGAUAUGGAGUUGAUGUAACCCAACGAUCUCAUCAAAGAAGCACAUGAAAUGACACAUUUCAGUCUCGGUCCAGUUGUAAUUUCAGAGAGUGCUGCCACCUAGUGUCUGCUCCAUGCUGUGAUUCAAUAAAUCAGCUCACAGAGGGGAUCUCUGAUGCUAACAUUUGGGUGUCAAAAGUACAACA
Scatophagus argus is the source of this 3169-nucleotide messenger RNA. RefSeq lists its product as uncharacterized. Gene Ontology annotation, molecular function: protein kinase activity; ATP binding; lipid binding. Gene Ontology annotation, biological process: lipid transport; protein phosphorylation; lipoprotein metabolic process. The coding region runs from base 100 to 3003 and encodes 967 amino acids. Lineage: Eukaryota; Metazoa; Chordata; Actinopteri; Scatophagidae. The record is from RefSeq and is a predicted model, not a curated record. The transcript is spliced from 14 exons. Gene Ontology annotation, cellular component: extracellular region.